AUGAAGCCAACCCCGGUGUUCUGGGCUUUUGCCAGCCUGCAGUCGCUGGUCACAGCCCUCUCCAUCGCCGAAAUCAAUGGCAACACCUUCCUCUCGCCGUUUUCGGGGCAAACAGUCACCAAUGUCACCGGUUUGUUGAUUGCCAAGGGACCCAAUGGCGUCUGGAUUCGGUCGACGACCCCCGACGACGAUGAGGCCACUUCGGAGGCCAUCUACGUGUUCAGCAGCAGUGUCGGAGCGAAUUUGACUGUGGGCGACAUCAUUUCCCUGGACGGCAAGGUUACCGAAUACCGGUCGAACGCAAACUAUAUCUACCUGACCGAGAUCGCCUCUCCAAAAAAUGUGAAGUUGGUGUCGUCCGGCAACGAAGUCAAGCCCCUCGUUAUUGGCAAAGACACACUCUCACCUCCUACGGUGCAGUACAGCGAGCUGGAUGGAGGCGACAUUUACAAUCUUCCUAACGGAGUCGCCAACAUAUCCGAGUUGAACCCUGUGCUAGAUCCGACCAAGUACGGUUUGGAUUUCUGGGAGAGCCUCAGCGGCGAACUAGUCACUGUCAAGGCACCGCGGGCUAUUAAGACGCCAAACAAGUACGGCGACACCUGGGUAGUUGGUGACUGGGAGAUUACGGGGGAGAAUGAGCACGGCGGCAUAACAAUGUCAGACAAGGACUCCAACCCCGAAGUUAUUACGAUUGGCUCGCCCCUCGAUGGCACCAAGAACCCUACCGACUCCAAGAUGGGCGAUCGAUUCGAGGAUAUCACGGGUGUUGUCCAGCAGACCUUUGGCUUCUACGCGAUCCUCCCCCUGACCGCCCUAAAGACCACUACCGCUGCCUCAGCCGCCGCCCCUCCCACUACGCUCGUCAGCCAGGGCAAAUGCAAAGCCCUCACAUUUGGCAGCUACAAUGUCGAGAACCUCGCCCCGACUUCCGCCCAUCUGCCCAAGGUUGCCGGCCACAUUGUCGAUUAUCUCAAGACGCCCGACCUAAUGUUCAUCCAAGAAGUCCAAGAUGACAGCGGGCCGACAGACGACGGCGUGGUUACAGCCAACGCCACCCUCACCGCCCUAGUAGGCGCCGUAAAGUCCCUCAGCAACGUCACGUAUGCCUUUGCUGAGGUCGAACCCGUCUCUAACGAGGACGGCGGCCAGCCGGGCGGCAACAUCCGCGUGGCGUACAUCUACCGCCCCGAGAUAGUGAGCCUGUACAAGCCCAACCAGGGCGGAGCCAAUGACGCAACUGAGGUGGUGGCGCAGGGCAAGGGCAAUAAUUCCCAAAGCGCGCCAGUGCUCUCGUUCAAUCCGGGCAGGAUUGACCCCGCCAACGCGGCGUGGAAGGCUAGCCGCAAGCCGCUGGCUGCUGCGUGGAUGGCCAAGGGAUCGAAGAAGCCGUUUUAUACAGUUAAUGUUCACUGGUCGAGCAAGGGUGGCGGCACCUCGCUUCAUGGAGAUCGGAGGCCGCCUAUCAACGGGGCGGUCGACGCGAGAAUGGCGCAAGCCAAUGUCACUGGUUCGUUCAUUGCAGAGAUCCUGGCCUUGGACCCCGCGGCAAAGGUGAUUGCUGCGGGCGACUUCAACGAGUUCGCCUUCGUGCAGCCGAUGAAGACAUUCUCAGCUAUCUCGGGGAUGGUGGACCUAGACGAGGCCGCCAAGCUCCCCAUUGAGGAGCGAUACACCUAUGCCUACGACAUGAACGCUCAAGCUCUUGACCACAUGUAUGUCAGCCCGGCCCUGGCACACAGCAAGACCACGCGCUUCGAACACAUCCACGUCAACUCGUGGGCAGCUUUUGAUGACGUGGUGUCGGACCACGAUGCUAGCAUUGCUUUGUUCAACUUUCUAAAACGUUUGGACGACGGUCGAAGUAAACCCCGUUACUCGCAAGACGUGAAUACUCGCCGAGCGAGAUAUACGCAGCAACGCAACACCCGGAGACGGCUGGGCUCUAGUCCUGGGUCACUUUGA
This is a messenger RNA of Chaetomium globosum CBS 148.51, 1965 nucleotides long. RefSeq lists its product as uncharacterized. The record is from RefSeq and is a predicted model, not a curated record. Gene Ontology annotation, molecular function: catalytic activity. The transcript is spliced from 5 exons. NCBI's taxonomy places the organism in Eukaryota, Fungi, Ascomycota, Sordariomycetes, Sordariales, Chaetomiaceae. The coding region runs from base 1 to 1965 and encodes 654 amino acids.